Ixodes scapularis (black-legged tick) is the source of this 2130-nucleotide messenger RNA. RefSeq names its product nucleoside diphosphate-linked moiety X motif 19. The transcript has 4 exons. The record is from RefSeq and is a predicted model, not a curated record. Gene Ontology annotation, molecular function: hydrolase activity, acting on acid anhydrides, in phosphorus-containing anhydrides. Gene Ontology annotation, cellular component: mitochondrion. Bases 307 to 1479 code for a protein of 390 amino acids. Lineage: Eukaryota; Metazoa; Arthropoda; Arachnida; Ixodida; Ixodidae.
GUCGCCAGCUGUUUUCCCGCCGGCCUCAUGGACAUCAUAUCACACGGCACCUCUGCACGGCACUCACCUACAAGCAGACAAGGAGGAAACGUAGCACAAAGCCUGCGCCAUUCGCGGCUUAGUUGGUUCCGGUUGUGAGACGGGCCUUUGACUCCUUGACGGAAGUUCCGCUUGGCACACUCUUUCCACCGACUCCAUCGGGUUUUUUUUUUCUUCUUCUUUUUUUAAUACAAACCAUCGUUUGGGCUGCAAGAGGUUCUACUUUUAGUUCCCCCAUUACUCGCAAGUCUGUUUUUAUUUGCAGCCAUGUCAGCGCCCCCCUGGAAGGAGGCGGCCAGCCUGAUCGUGGUGAGCCGGGCGCCGCUGCGCGACGUGGUUGGCCGCGACCUGGCCUCCGCCAUGAUAGCCACCGUGUGGAACAACCAGAGCAAGCAGCGCGUCUCCCGCUGUGACUACCGCGUCCUCAUGGUGAAGCGGUCCAGCCUGAGUUCGUUCAUGGCCAACGCGUAUGUCUACCCCGGAGGCCUGUGCGAACGGUGCGACUUCUCGGCCGACUGGUGGGACGUGUUCGAGGCGGCUGGGGCGUCCAGAGAGUCGCUUCUGCGGGACGUGUGCGGCCGGACCCUUGGGCCCCGGCCCCCGAUGAUUGAGAAGCCCAUCACACUGUCGCACCAGAACCUCCGGCCAGAAGACCAUCUGCCAGGGGACCUGGCCUACCGCAUCUCGGCCAUCCGCGAGACGUUCGAGGAAACUGGUGUGCUGCUGCUCACCAAGGCACCCAGGGCCAGCUGCUCAGUGACGACGGAAGCCGUCUCUGAGGGCUUCGACGCCACUCAGUGGAGGCAGCGGCUCCGUGAGGACCCGGCCAACUUCGCCAAGAUCUGUCGUGAGGUGGGCCUCUGCCCCAACGUGUGGGCCCUGCACGAAUGGUGGGACUGGCUAACGCCCAUCUCGGUGGGACACCGCCGCUACGACACCAUGUUCUACCUCUGCUGCCUUGACAAGCAGCCUGAAGUGGUGCUGGACCAAAGCGAAGUCAUCACGCUCAAGUGGUGCACACCGGAGGGCAUGUUGGAGGACUACUCCACGGGGGCGGUGUUCCUGGCACCGCCACAGGUCUACGAGACGUCUCGCCUGCUCAACAUGUCGAGCUUCAGCGCCCUCAGUGAGUUCGCAUGCAGCAGGGCUGUCGAGGGCUGCGAGCAGUGGAUGCCGGUCAUCGCAUCGGCCAACGACGGAGCGGUGUCACUCUUGCCAGGGGACGACCUGUACCCUGACGACCCCGACUACUACGGCAGAGGUCCCGGGCCGGAGUACCCCUUCAACUUGGAGGAGCUGCGGAAGCGGUGCCAGAACCUGCACCGCAUGGAGGUCCAGGGUCCCCUGUGCACCGCCUUCUGCAACAUCACCCCUCCCAAGGGCCACCUGCAGCCCCUGACCUUCAAGGGCCCGCCGUCCCUCGUGCCCUCCAUGCUCUGAGGCACGGGGCGGCUCACUGAGGGCGGCCUUCGCGGGGAGCAAACCUGGAUGCACGGCAAGCCCGGCUCUUUCGGUCGGAGCGGGAAAGAACAAAAAAAGAGGCUUUCAUUUUUUAUUUUUUUAUUUUUCCCCUCGUUGAAGCAAAUGUUGUAUAGUGAAUGUUUGACUGGCGGAAGCGCCCCUAGAGUGGAGUUACUCGCGUUUUGUAGAGUGGAAAUCCAUCGAUCCGUCGUUGCUUUGUUGGGAAGAUGGCGGGGUGUAUGUACUGAGAGGCGCGCGCGACUGCUUCGCUUGUUCCGAAAGGGGGUCGGGUGUGCGUGGAACGAGGUUGGUGCAUGCGCGCAUUGCUGUUGCUUCUGUGCACCGCGCGACAUGUGUGCCUUUUCUCGUUUUGCCUUACGGUGGGUCGACUGCAGCAUUCGUCGGAGGGGUGUCACGUGACCUUAGGUGCGCGGGUCCACACGUUCACAGCGUUGGAUUGGCUUGGAUGGCGUCCGGAUUACGGUCCGUAGGAAGGUAGAACGUUGUAAUAGUGGUCGGACGCCGAUUUGAUCGCAUGGGUUGCUACGCCCGACAGUCCAUUAAACUAGCGCUUUCCAACAACCGUGAAAGAAAACUGCAAAAAUAAAUAAAAGAAGGUCAGCCAUUGCA